AUGAUGACAUGCCGUCUGCUGUGCGCCCUGUUGGUGCUCGCCCUGUGCUGCUGCCCGUCCGUGUGCGCAGGGGAUACUGAUGGCGACGAAUCAGCCGGCUCGAUUUCGUUGUCCCCUCAGCCCGAAGAGGAAGUCGAUGCCGAUAUGAGUCAGGAUUUAGGUACGGACACUCAUGCGGGACUGGAAAAUGAGAGGACCGCUGAGAGAGGUUUACGAAAUGAGGAAUCUGCCUCCCCAAAGGGUCAAGAGGACAACGUUGAGUUACAGAUGCCAAAUACAACGACCACGACGACUACAACACGCGCACCAACUACUACGACCACCACCACUGCGCCAGCCACCACAACACAAGCACCAAGUACUACGAGUACGGAGACGCCAACCACGACGACGACCCGCGCACCGUCACGUCUUCGCGAAAUCGACGGCAGCCUCAGCAGCUCUGCGUGGGUGUGUGCCCCGCUGGUGCUCGCAGUAUGCGCGCUGGCGUACACCACUAUGGGCUGA
This is a messenger RNA of Trypanosoma cruzi, 507 nucleotides long. RefSeq names its product mucin TcMUCII, putative. The transcript has a single exon. Lineage: Eukaryota; Euglenozoa; Kinetoplastea; Trypanosomatida; Trypanosomatidae. The record is from RefSeq and is a predicted model, not a curated record. Bases 1 to 507 code for a protein of 168 amino acids.